Rhincodon typus (whale shark) is the source of this 1315-nucleotide messenger RNA. RefSeq names its product di-N-acetylchitobiase-like. Bases 4 to 1176 code for a protein of 390 amino acids. Gene Ontology annotation, molecular function: chitin binding; chitinase activity. The transcript has 9 exons. Gene Ontology annotation, biological process: chitin catabolic process; carbohydrate metabolic process. Gene Ontology annotation, cellular component: extracellular region. NCBI's taxonomy places the organism in Eukaryota, Metazoa, Chordata, Chondrichthyes, Orectolobiformes, Rhincodontidae. The record is from RefSeq and is a predicted model, not a curated record.
ACAAUGAGUCUCCUCAUCCAGAGCUUCCAUGAGUGGGAUUCUUUUAAACUGGAAAUGCCGAGCAUGGCUGAUUCAAACCUAAUCACACUUCCUGGUUUUGAAGCUUUAAAGAUACAAUGCAGUUCCACUUCUUCUGAACUCCUGAAUGAAACUGGUGGCUAUAUUCUUAAAUGCCGUGGGCCGCUGCUUGUAAAGGGUAAAGGAGAAAUGACUACAUGGUGGCUGGAAGGGAAAGCAUGUGAUGGAACACAGAUUGCGAGUGCACAGUUGGAGACUCCAUCCGGGCCAGUCGCUUUCCUCGGGCUUACUUUCAAGAAGACCAUUCUGAAAUCUGCAGUGGUGACAGAGGGAACGGCCCGUUCAGGGUUGUCGGGGCAGCCUGGUAGAUGUCAGGUGCCUGCAAAUCCUUACAGAGGUGCUCCUUGCAGUUCUUACCUUAUGAAGUCGAUACCAUUCAAAGAAGUUGUGCAGCAGCUGUCUAAAUCUAUUACAGGCAGAUACUGGGAUGAUUACCACAAAGCCCCAUAUUACGUUUACCUGGUCUCAAUGAGUAUUCCUUGGACUCCAGACUGUCCAGAUGGCAAGUGCUAUGAUUACACAUCAAUAGCACAGUCCUGUGACUUUUUAUAUGUGAAGGCCCAUGAUACGCAACAUGAAAUGUGGGACGAUUGCUUUGCAAAAGCAAAUGCUCCCUAUGAUGAGACAUUAUCAGGUCUAUCUUAUUAUAUCAAGCUGGGUGUGGAUCCCAAAAAGCUUGUACUUGGACUCCCAUGGUAUGGUUAUGACUAUCCUUGUGAGCAUUUCUAUGAGCCUGGAAGAUGCAAAUUGAAAACAUUUCCUUUAGAAGUUGCUUCAUGCAGUUCUCGAAUUGUAAACCAGGUUGAAUACAAAGAGAUCAUGCAGAUGUUGCCCAGAUCAAUCACUGGCAGAUAUUGGGAUGAUAACUACAAAUCCCCGUAUUUCGUUUACAAGGAUAAAGAUGUUUACCACGAGGUCUGGUAUGAUGACCCAGAAAGCCUUUCACUAAAGUCAUCUAUUGUGAAGAAAUUAAAACUUGGUGGUGUCGGGGCCUGGUUUGGAAAUAGCCUAAACUACAGUGAGAAUCCGACAGCAGCAAUGCAAACUGAAGACAUGUGGAAUGCUCUCUGCCCGAUCAGAUUAAAAUGGAGAACUUGAACCAUUAAUCUUCACACAAUUUAAAUCUUAGUGAGCUAGUUUCCAACAUUAAAAAAUGAAAUAAAGUUAUGUAGAUGUCAGGAACAGAUUAUACACCUUAUGUAGAUGGUUCUUAGUUUUGCAAAGGUGUCAUGCAAGA